This is a messenger RNA of Camelina sativa (false flax), 606 nucleotides long. The record is from RefSeq and is a predicted model, not a curated record. Lineage: Eukaryota; Viridiplantae; Streptophyta; Magnoliopsida; Brassicales; Brassicaceae.
GUGACAUCAGAAGGUAAGCUGUUUACAUUUGGUGAUGGUACUUUUGGUGCGCUUGGGCAUGGUGAUCGUAUAAGCACAAACAUACCUAGAGAAGUCGAUGCGCUAAGUGGCUGCAGAACGAUAAAGACAGCUUGUGGUGUUUGGCAUUCAGCUGCUGUUGUCAGUGUUUUCGGUGAGGCCACAUCAUCAGGAAAGCUCUUUACUUGGGGUGAUGGAGACGAUGGGAGACUCGGACAUGGUGAUAUAGAGUCUAGACUAAUCCCAUCUUGUGUAACUGAACUGGAUACAACUAGCUUUCAGCAGGUAGCUUGUGGUCAGAGCAUUACCAUUGCUCUCUCUGUGUCUGGACAAGUUUACGCAAUGGGAAUUGCUGAUCCGAGUCAAGAUAAUGCUGUGAGAGCUCCUUCUUGCAUUGAAGGGGGUCUAGGAAAGAGUUUUGUCCAAGAAGUGGCUUGCGGGUUUCACCAUAUCGCGGUUUUGAACGCAAAAGCUGAGGUCUACACUUGGGGCAAAGGAUCAAACGGACAGCUCGGGCACGGAGACACCGAACAUAGAAGCACGCCGACUCUUGUGAAAGCUUUGAAAGGUAAACAAGUGAGGAAAGUG